Messenger RNA from Penicillium arizonense, 507 nucleotides. RefSeq lists its product as uncharacterized. The record is from RefSeq and is a predicted model, not a curated record. Gene Ontology annotation, cellular component: BLOC-1 complex. The transcript has 2 exons. Bases 1 to 507 code for a protein of 168 amino acids. Gene Ontology annotation, biological process: endosome organization. NCBI's taxonomy places the organism in Eukaryota, Fungi, Ascomycota, Eurotiomycetes, Eurotiales, Aspergillaceae.
AUGUCCGUCUCAGCCUCGAUCCCCGACACUUCGCUUGGCCUCACCUCCUCCGAGAUCCAGAUCCUCCGACAGCAGCAGCAGAUUGCCCUACAGGGCGGCCAUGCCGGCAAUGGGGUUGCCAGGGGCAGGGGAACAGGGAGAACCAGCAACUCCAGCUCGCGCGCUACCAGCGCCGCCAGCAGUCAGGGUCGCUUGCUGCUGGAUCCGAUGAGUCUCCGCGCGUUGUCGCACCAGCUCGACGGCUUGCAGGCUCAGAUCCGUCAUCGGAUCGAAUAUCUAGAAGAUCAAAUGCAGCGCUCCAUUCAAAACACCUACGACCGCGCGGGCAACGUCAUUCGCAAUGCCGAUGCGGAGAUUGCCCGCACCCGUGAGAUUCUUGCUUCUAUCGACGAGCUGGAUAAUGAGUUGGCCAAAAUCGCCCAUAUCCGUGAUAUCGUCAAGGGUUUCCGUGGCCGCAUCGAGAACUUGGAUCACCGCAUUGACCAGAGUUCCCGACGACGACGAUGA